GCAUGCGAGCGAGUCAAGUUGGACUUCCGUGUGUGUUCGAGUGUGUUACCUCCCCAUGCAUAUCUCGUGCGGCAGAACAGUCUGCAGUACCGUGAGUUGUGCUAAUUAGAGGAUUUGCAAGUAUCUGUGGCUUUAUAUUAAUUGAAUGCGAUGUUGAAAAGUGGAGAAACCACGUUGAAGUACUUUGCUUGGCGAACAGGUUAUGGUACUUUCCGAAGUGACGUUGUUUCCGAAUAUUACAGCGUUCAUUACCUUUAUAUAUAGCAAUUUUAUAAAUGUGUGUCUGUGUGUGCUGUGGCUCGCUCUGGUGCGUCCCCUGCGCACCGUGCCUCAGUGUGACCACUACGGUACCUGCAGGACCAGCUACCCCUUCCUGCCGGCGCCUCCUGGGAGGGUGCCACCCUGCGCCAAGCCGGGCUCCACCUUCUGCGAGAAGAUUGAGCAUUAUCCCACGCAGCUGAUACGCUAUCUGAUUGAGAGAUGGGGCUAUGACUACAGAACACUUCUCAGCGAUGAGUCACGUGACGACUUCAAUUACAGGGCACCUGUGACAUAUGGGCCACCAGUCCAUCCUGGCUAUGCAUAUGGGCCCCCAAAGAUUCCGGGCAUCUCGUACUAUCCAGGAGUGGAUCUUGUGGGCAAUAUUAGCAAUGGAGGCUACCCAGACAGACGCUACAAGUUGCCGCCACAGUUCCUGACACCAGGACCCUACCUGUACACGACACUGCUACAGCCAACAACGCCAUACAACCCGGAUGACUGGUGGGAGAGGUAUUCACGUUCAAAUGCCGAAGGUUCCAUAGGCAGCAACUAUCAGCCCCAGUCUCACUCCAGAAAACGGAGGCAAGCCGCAAACAACCAGCUGUGCCCUACCAGAACUGAGUUCAUCAUGCCCAAAGCUGCAAUGAACAACAGAGGGAACUGGAUGUUUGUGGUCAACCUGAAUGAAGUGGAUGACAGAUACACGCAGUUGGUUGGCACUGAGACUUGCACUACCAGUCAGUGUAGUGGUCUGUGUUCAAUACCUGGCAGCUACUCCUCUCGCUGUCAGCAGCAGUAUGUGCAGAAGAGACUGGUAGCACUGGAGGGUGGCGGAGAUCGACUGUACACAGAUAUAUUCUGGUUCCCACACUGCUGCAUCUGUGAGAUCACUCAGAACAACGGCUGAAGGGGCAUGAAGUGUGGAUUUUGUCUCCUGCUUGUCAUCAGAAGUGAACAAUAUUUGUUGGUGAGAAGACGCAGUGAAACUGCCAUUUAGACAAGUCAGUUGAAUCAGUUUUCACUUUAUUAGAAGAAGUGUAGUGUAUAAGGUGUGAUAGAGAGUCAGACUCAAGGACAACAGGGCUAUGUUCGCACAAUAGUCACAUCAGGCUGUGCAAGUCUGUGUUCCCCUCUCUAGUGUGUGUUGCAGACACAAAAUCACAGUGAGAAUGUAUUACAUGUCAGUAACCAUCAUCAGCCUGUCCAGUUGUGUAUGUGUGUGCGUAUGCAGUUUAAGCUUUUUGUGCUGCUGAAGAUGCAUAUUGUAGCCUUCUGAUCAUGGCACUGUGUAGUUUGGUAGAUGGUGCCAACAUUUUGCAGAAACAUGACUGUCUCCUACUGUGAAGACUUGGCAGCAUCACGACCCACAACAGCAGAAUGUGUUUGCUCUUCUAGAGCAGUGAUUUUCAACACUUUGUGCCUUGCACCCUUCCAGUCAUGCAGUCCCACCCACAGUAAAAACUAAGAUUCUCUCUGUUCCAGUAAAUCUAUUUUUAGAUUUGUAUACAUUUUAGUAUCAUAUUAAUCAUUAAUGACACUUCUUAAAUACGUACAUAGUGUAACGAUUUAUACAUUUCUUAUUUUGAAAAAAUGGAAGAUGGCUUAUGACAUCACAGUCCUGUCUUAGGCUGUGUGUUCCCCCUAAAUUUUUUGUUUUAUAUGCACUCCAUGUCAUAUCAAAGGAAAAUAGGUGAUUAGUUCUUCCCAGAACUCCUUGUUAAAUUUGUGUCACUGUGUGCAAACACAAGUGCACUGCUUACUGCGCAGGGAAGUACUGUAUGACUGAAUUUAUGGACAUUGUCCCAAAACCAUUAAUUUCUAGCAGUUGGACAUGUCCUACUGGUUGAGAAUCGCUGCUGUAGAUGAAACUUUCUACUGUGAACUCUUGCUAAAAUUUGUUUGUUAAAUGCAGUUUCCCCCACAGAUUACUUAAACAUGUGCUUUGCUAUGCGCUCAGAUUGAAAUAUUCGCUCUGCCAUGUCUGAGGUCCUCAGAGGAUUGACUAUGAAGAUUCCUGCAUAGACUGGUGGAUCAUUGCCUUAAUUCUUCCUCUCUCUCUUGCGCUUCUUCACCUCCCCCCCACCAUAUCACUUUCUCCCGCUUGCUCUGCCCUUGGGAUGUGGCCCUUCAAAAGAUACUGUUUCUCUGCUCUCCUUCCCCUUACUCCCUUCCCCUUCCUGUUGUUCUGCGCUUGAAAAAGGGCCUUUUUAAGGGCCAAACACUCUUUCCACUAGUCUACUUAUCUGUAUAGGUUCAACAUUCCCAUCCUGCCUGUCUCUAAAUCCAUUGUACUCUUUUCCAUUCUCAGCUUCCACUUCUGUCCUGAAGAUGGGAGACAGCAAAUGCUGUGAAACAUUAAACUGAUAAUGAUCUACCAGACUAUAUGGUGUCACAUCUCAGAAGUUAGCAGCCCUGAAAUGUUCACUCAUUUGUAAAAUGUUUCUGAAAAAAAUUGUAAUCUCAUAUAAGACUUGAUAUUUUUUUGCUUUUUACAGUUUGUUCAUGUUAUAUAUUAUUUCUGAGAGGACCAGUAACAUCCUGAAGCGACUUGCUUUAACAUAAAAGGCUGCUUUUCUCGCACAUAGCAUAUUUAUAUGUUUUGUACAGUUCUCACAAUAAAUGCAUUAGCAAGUUGUCUUUACAGUGGAGACUCUGAGCACUUUCUGUGAGAUAGGCUUGAAAGGGCUGCAUACAGUAUGGCCUAGUACUAGGUGACAUGAAAGAUGACGUGUUUAUAAAAGCACAAGUUGCAUGUUCAGGAAAGCUGCUCACUUUCUUAUAUGCAAUGCAUGAGUUUAGCAGCUUAAAAAAGUGAGAUACAUCGAUCUGAAAAGCUGUCUGCUCUGGAACAAGAAGCAUAUUUGUGAGGAGAAUGUUUGCAACGGGGGACCACACCCUCAGCUGAACCCUGGAUAUGCUGCAUUUCAUUUGCACAGGAUCAAGUUUCUGCUUUCUUCAGACUCUGCAGGUCUGCUACCAGGUGCUUUCAUGUCAUGACAGGAAAACUACAUCAUCUGCAGAAGACAUGCCAUUUAUAUAACAUGAAGAAUCUUUGAGAACAUUAUGGAGGACUUGAACAUGCAUUUAACCUAAUGCCUCCUCCCCUGAGCAUAUCCUGUUUCACAGUUCAGUAAAAUUAUAGAACAUUUCUGAGUUAAAAUUGUGGCUGCUUUGUUCUGGGCCAUAUUGUGCUAAUUGGAUUCAGUGUAAUGUUGUAGUACAAAUGUCCAAAUGCACAUACAUAAUUUGCACCAUUUGUGCUUUGUGAGCCAUUACAAAUGUGUGAAUUUGAUGUUUUAAUUGCAGUGACCACGAAUAUCACUGUCUCCUUCAUUGUGAUGGUACACAAUCUGACAGACUUGGAAUACUAAGUAUACUGCCACAAUCUUCAUGG
Cryptotermes secundus is the source of this 3655-nucleotide messenger RNA. RefSeq names its product protein spaetzle 5 (gene spz5). The record is from RefSeq and is a predicted model, not a curated record. Gene Ontology annotation, biological process: innate immune response; central nervous system formation; regulation of Toll signaling pathway. Lineage: Eukaryota; Metazoa; Arthropoda; Insecta; Blattodea; Kalotermitidae. Bases 203 to 1168 code for a protein of 321 amino acids. The transcript has 6 exons. Gene Ontology annotation, molecular function: growth factor activity; Toll binding. Gene Ontology annotation, cellular component: extracellular region.